AUGACGCCCGGUUCCCCAGAUGAAGCUCUUCACUUUCGAGGCAAGACCCUGACUCCCGAGAGCCCUCGUCCGCUACACAUCGCGGAACCAGCCAAUAUUCCGGUGCUUCAGAAUCAAAUGGACCCCGUCUUCAACGAUACUUCGACUUAUGAGAAGUCCGAGUCUGCUGUUGAACACCGCGCCCAGCUGCAUGAUGAUCUACCAUCCCACUAUGCCCAUUAUGCUGGGUCUGGGGGGGUGCAAGGAAACUAUGGCUCCGUGCAGGCUCCAGGACAAUUCCAAACUCAAACACAAGGUAGCUACCACCACUCUGGUGCAUUUCAGGCGGACGAUGGUUCGAUGAACAAGAACGUGGUUGCGUCUUCCCAUGCGUCACUGCCAUCAGACCAAUCUGCAUAUGCUUCUUCCAUGACCACUGCGACCACCUCUGCUGCGCAGGGUUUCGAACCAAACUCAUCUCUAACCACUGCUCCUCCAUCAGAUUCCGCCACCCAUAUAACUCAUCACCCUUUCCCCGAUCUCCCUCCCUCUGCUCCCCAUGCUUCACAGAGCAUUCCCAUUGCGAGCGAAAUAGACCAUGCAGCCUCCUCCUGGGCAGCUUCGUCGGCUCCACAGGAUCGCUUAGACACCCGCAACAGACCACAUAACACUGGUGAGGAUGGUGUGGAUUUCCAGAACCUCCUCGAUAAUCUUCCCCCUUCCUCUACCGCUCCUUCUGCCCCUGCAAUAUCUGAGGCCGUUCCUUUCGGGGACGCCUCUGCGGACCCUCAAGCAACUGAUGAAGCUCUCCAAUCUUCCCUGGGCUUGCCUCCUCGUCCCCCACCCCAGGAGAAGCCUUCCAUCCAUCCCAACUAUAACCCUAGCGAUGAUAUUCGCUCGUAUCAUCAACUUCCCCCUCAUGCGUCUAACGCCCAAGCCUCCUACUCUGCCCAGCAAAGUAAUUACCAGUCUAACCCCGCCCUCCCUUCCUUGGCAGCUGCCGGCGCUCCAGGGACCACCUCGGGCGUCAGCACCCUGCCCCCUCCUCCUGUGGCUAGUUUUCAGCAGUCCCCGCCAGCCACGGCGGAAGUGCAGACACCUUCCUCCCCAGUGUCCAAUAAGGCUGGGCGCGUGGAUAGACAGCAGCCUCGGCAAUCUAAAAGCGCUGAUGAUGAUGCCCCUUGGGGGCCAGACGUACAAAAGAAGUAUGACGAGUUUCUACAUGAUGAGAGGGUAUAUGUCACAGAAGGGCUCUGGGACCGUUUCCCAGCGGGAUCCAGGUUAUUUGUCGGCAACCUUCCAACCGAACGAGUGACCAAGCGAGAUCUGUAUCAUAUCUUUCACAAGUACGGGAAGUUAGCGCAGAUAUCUAUCAAGCAGGCGUACGGCUUUAUACAGUUUCUGGAGGCCCCAGCUUGCAAGCAAGCGCUCGACGUAGAGCAAGGAGCCGUGGUGAGGGGGCGCAAAGUUCACCUUGAAAUAUCCAAGCCACAGAGAAAUACGAGGCCAGGCCCAGCUCCUGCAGAACCUUCUCGCGCUCCGCCGGCCAGGCGUUCGAGGUCUCCCGAAUACAGCAGAGGGGGACCGUCGAGCAGUCGCAACCCUAGAGCUCCUACGGAUCGCUACGACCGACCAUACGAAUCACCGAGAGUUCCAUUUAGCGAUUUCAGAGAUGAGCCGACUCACCGUAGGCGCGAUGACUAUCGGCCUCCCCCUCGAUCCCCGUCCCCUCGUGGCUUCCGCGGAAGGGACGGAUAUCGGUCCCGGGAUAGAACGCCAGAGCGGUACGAUCGACGCGAACGACGCCGAUCCCGGUCCCCCUAUGCAAGGGACCGAAGAUACCGCAGCCCCAGCCCACGGGCCCGCGGGUAUGAAGGUGAUGUAGAGUUGCCAGUGCCCAGACGGGCUCCAAGAGAUGUCCCCGAGGUGCAAAUUCUCGUCUUGGAGGAGGUAGACCGAAACUUCAUCUUCCACGUGGAAAAUGCAUUCCGCAAUAGAGGUCUUCGAGUUGAUGUUUUGGUCUUGGGUCCCCGAAUCCCACUGAAUGCGGCCGUUCAACGGCAGAUCAACGAAGGUGUUCUCGCAGUGGUGAGACUCGCCCGUCCAAACCAGUUCUCCAGGAAGAUUCCUCUGCAGGUUUUCGAUCGAAGCGGGGGUGCAGACAACGUUCGAUUUAAUGAGUAUCCCGAUGUUGAGCCGAACAUUGCCGCUGAGAUCGUCUUCCAUGCGCAGUCAGUGCAGCGCGGCGCGCCUCCUACUCCAUUCCCUCCCAACCCAGCUUUUGCGGUUCCUUCCCUGGCACCUCCGCCUGUGCCGCAGGCCCCAUUGCCAGCUCUUUCUAAUCCCCCCAACAUCGCCAACCUAAUCACGUCCCUCGACGGACCUACUCUACAGUCUCUUUUGGGUGCGCUCCAGCAGCGGCAAGCAGCCGUCCCAACUGCGCAACAGCCAUUUUCUACCACGGCAUCAACACCCAAUGCCGGUGCAGAUCUCGCUAGUCUUUUGAGUGCAGCCACACGACACCCUGUUCCCGCGAACCCACAACAACCUCUCCCUCCGCAACCGUUCCCAAUCCAAGCACCUAAUGCUCCAGUGGUGUCUGAUCCCAACUUGAUAUCACUGCUAGCCAAGGGCUUGGGAGGACAACAGGCGCAAAAUCAGGCAACCGUUGGUCCUCAUGUACAGAACAUCAUGAAUCAAUUGGGCAAAUGGAAGCAAUGA
Molecule: messenger RNA, 2700 nt
Organism: Aspergillus pseudonomiae
Lineage: Eukaryota; Fungi; Ascomycota; Eurotiomycetes; Eurotiales; Aspergillaceae
Product: putative RNA-binding protein (Nab3)
Exons: 5
Coding region: 1-2700 (899 amino acids)
Molecular function (GO): RNA binding
Source: RefSeq, a predicted model, not a curated record